Dipodomys spectabilis (banner-tailed kangaroo rat) is the source of this 1244-nucleotide messenger RNA. RefSeq names its product ring finger protein 126 (gene Rnf126). The record is from RefSeq and is a predicted model, not a curated record. The transcript has 9 exons. Gene Ontology annotation, molecular function: ubiquitin protein ligase activity. The coding region runs from base 19 to 1080 and encodes 353 amino acids. Gene Ontology annotation, cellular component: cytoplasm. Gene Ontology annotation, biological process: protein ubiquitination. Lineage: Eukaryota; Metazoa; Chordata; Mammalia; Rodentia; Heteromyidae.
UGCGUGCCGUGCGUGAGCAUGCGUACCAUGGGUGAGCGUGCGCGGGCGCGUCGGCCGGCGAGGGAGCAGCAAACGGCCGGCGGCGGGCGGCGGGCGCCGCGCGGGGGCCGGGCGGGCGGCGCGGAGGCGGCGGUGGCCAUGGCUGAGGCGUCGCCGCAGCCGGGACGGUACUUCUGCCACUGCUGCUCGGUCGAGAUCGUGCCGCGCUUGCCGGAUUACAUCUGCCCGAGAUGUGAGUCUGGUUUUAUCGAAGAGCUUCCAGAAGAGACCAGGAAUACAGAAAGCAGUUCUGCCCCCUCCACGGCCCCCACUGACCAAAGCCGGCAGCCAUUCGAGAAUGUGGACCAGCACCUGUUCACACUGCCCCAGGGCUAUGGACAAUUUGCUUUCGGCAUAUUUGACGACAGCUUCGAGAUCCCUACGUUUCCUCCUGGGGCGCAGGCCAGUGAUAGCAGGGACCCCGAAAGCCGACGGGAGAGAGAACACCAAUCUCGGCAUCGGUAUGGCGCCCGGCAGCCCCGCGCCCGUCUCACCGCCCGGCGGGCCACCGGCCGGCACGAAGGCGUCCCCACGCUGGAAGGAAUCAUCCAGCAGCUGGUCAAUGGCAUCAUCACGCCGGCCACCAUCCCCAACCUGGGCCUGGGCCCCUGGGGUGUCCUGCACUCAAACCCGAUGGACUAUGCCUGGGGGGCCAAUGGCCUGGACGCCAUCAUCACCCAGCUCCUCAAUCAGUUUGAGAACACCGGUCCCCCGCCUGCAGACAAGGAGAAGAUCCAGGCCCUCCCCACUGUCCCUGUCACCGAGGAGCACGUAGGCUCUGGCCUUGAAUGUCCUGUGUGCAAGGAUGACUAUGCACUGGGCGAAAACGUGAGGCAGCUGCCCUGCAACCACCUGUUCCACGACGGCUGCAUCGUGCCCUGGCUGGAGCAACACGACAGCUGCCCUGUCUGCCGGAAGAGUCUCACGGGCCAGAACACAGCCACCAACCCCCCAGGCCUGACAGGGGUGAGCUUCUCAUCCUCGUCCUCCUCGUCCUCCUCUAGCUCGCCCAGCAAUGAGAACGCCUCAAGCAACUCCUGAGUCCCAGCUGGCUGCACCCAGCCUCUGGAGAGCACUCAGCCCCUUCCACGUUCUCGGGCUGAGGCUGCUGCGGAGAGCUUGGCUCCUUACACCUGCCUCGGCUCCAGCACCGCUGCGGCCAUGGACUGGAGGUGCUGCCGCCCCAGCGUCCUGGCAGCACUGGG